UCAAGACCACUCUACCCCGAUAGCACCAAACUUGUUUGCUCAGCGUUGUCGCUUACGAUUUGCUUAUGUGAAUUUGCAUUAGCAAUUUAUGAGUAUUCCUACUCGAGAGGAGGAAAUCUAAGCGGAGCAAUAUUUACAUGUGUAUUUUUCAUUCACGGGUGCAUUACGUUGUUGUAUUUUGUGGGUAUUAUCAAACGGAAUCCUUGCCUUCUUGUGCCUUUUCUAACGUUACAGUUGAUAUUUAUGACAACACUUGGAUUGCUAGUUGUUGUAUGGUGGAUAGCGACGUUGUUAGCAUCAUUCGACUUGGUUCAUUAUAGGAGUCCAUUC
This is a messenger RNA of Ostertagia ostertagi, 330 nucleotides long. NCBI's taxonomy places the organism in Eukaryota, Metazoa, Nematoda, Chromadorea, Rhabditida, Trichostrongylidae. The record is from the annotation of a GenBank genome assembly.